CCCAACAAUAUAGAAUUAGUUGUAUGAAUCAAAACCAAUCAACGUGAGAAAUCAUCGCUAACAAUUCAUAUUCUUCCGAAAAAAUUUAAAUGGCAUUGAAUAAUAGAGUUGGGUCAGUAAGAGGAGCACAAGAGAAAAUAAAAGAGGAGCCUCCUGUAGCUCUUAGAAAUCCCCCAUGCACGGUAACAAGUGUGUUUCUUGCAAACAUAGCGGGGUAUUGGAGAAAUGUAAGUGUUUUAUGGUGCAAGAAUGUAAUGAACACAUCUUUUAACAUCAUGGUUGAAGGAUGUGAAGGCAAUUUGGAAAGGCAUCAAACAACAUGCAAAGUAGAGCUAAAACCAUGGCAUUUUUGGAGUAAAAAAGGGUAUAAAUCCUUCACAAUAGAAGAUAUUCACCACCAAAUCGACGUGUAUUGGGAUCUUCGUUCAGCCAAAUACAGUAAUAACAGUCCAGAACCAUGUUCAGACUACUAUAUAGCACUUGUAUCAGACGAAGAAGUCGUUUUAUUAUUAGGUGAUUAUAACAAAAAAGCAUAUAAACGCACCAAGAAACGACCAGCUCUUGUAGAAGCAAUUCCAACUCUAAAGAAGGAGGUUGUGUAUUCAACGAAGAGUUUCGCUACAAGGGCUCGAUUCAGACAAGGCAAAGAUCAAGAAUAUGACAUUGUUGUCGAGACUACUGUAACAGGACUUAAGGAUCCUGAAAUGUGGAUCAGUAUCGAUGGAAUUGUACUGAUCCAUGUGAAGAAUUUACAGUGGAAAUUUCGAGGGAAUGAAAUGGUGGUUGUUAACAGGAUACCUAUACAAGUCUUAUGGGAUGUUCAUGGUUGGCUUUUCUCUAGUGCAGGAAAUGGGUAUGGAUUGUUCAUAUUCAAACCAGAAGCUCCAGAAGUAGAUACGGAUAAGGAAGGAAGCAAUCAUAGGAUGCUAAAUAGUAAUAGUAGUAGUGCUGGUAGCCUGUUUUACUCUAGUAUAAGCACUCAAUCCAAAAUGGCUGAUUUUUGCCUUUUACUACAGGCAUGGAAAGUUGACUAAAAUUGAAACAAAAUGGUUAUUAAAAACUUAAUUAGUACUUGUAUUUUAGAUGAUUUAAAAAAAAAAAUUGGAGCAAAAAAUUGAAUCUAUAUUAUAUGUAAAUGAUAGAAAGAUCUAUAUAAUAAAGGAGGUUUGGUUUAGCUUGCUUUAUUAUACUCCCUGGCCUCUGUCUCUUUUAAUAUGCUAACAAACUUAAUCUAAAAAGCUCCCACUUCAAUUUGCAUAAUAUAGAAAAUUAAAAGAAAUGGAAGAGCAUGGUCAUUCUAUUAUUAUCGUCUUAUGUAAUGCAUUUUUUAAUGACCUAACGUAAUUUUUUAAAGAAGUUUUCUAUCUUUUUAAUUGUAAAGCUCACAAUUUACCAAUUACUUAAUGAAUUC
Amaranthus tricolor (Joseph's coat) is the source of this 1411-nucleotide messenger RNA. RefSeq lists its product as uncharacterized. Lineage: Eukaryota; Viridiplantae; Streptophyta; Magnoliopsida; Caryophyllales; Amaranthaceae. The coding region runs from base 90 to 1034 and encodes 314 amino acids. The record is from RefSeq and is a predicted model, not a curated record. The transcript has a single exon.